Hydractinia symbiolongicarpus is the source of this 2817-nucleotide messenger RNA. RefSeq names its product mRNA export factor GLE1-like. NCBI's taxonomy places the organism in Eukaryota, Metazoa, Cnidaria, Hydrozoa, Anthoathecata, Hydractiniidae. Gene Ontology annotation, cellular component: cytoplasm; nuclear pore cytoplasmic filaments; nuclear pore. The transcript is spliced from 3 exons. Gene Ontology annotation, molecular function: phospholipid binding; inositol hexakisphosphate binding; translation initiation factor binding. Gene Ontology annotation, biological process: regulation of translational termination; regulation of translational initiation; poly(A)+ mRNA export from nucleus. The record is from RefSeq and is a predicted model, not a curated record. The coding region runs from base 458 to 2599 and encodes 713 amino acids.
AUUAAUCAUGCCCAAGUGAUUUUGUGCCGAAAAUUACAUUUUUACCCCAUGGAAAAUAAAUAAUAAAGUCAUGCCAUUUUUUUGCUUUGUGAAGCUAAAAAGGAAUAAAGUUCUAAAUUCGCUACAGCACUUUCUCAUGAUUAGGUAUGUGUGAUGUCAUUUCUGAUCCCAAUGAUAUAAUUUUUUCCCUAGAAUCUGUUUGACUUUCUACAAGUAUAUGUACCAAGUUUUUUAUCACCUAAGUAUAAGUUGUUCAAGAUUUAUGGCCCAUGGGCACUUUUAUGCCUUCAUACAUAUACUGACAUUCGUUUAAAAAGGAGAUUAACUUAAAUGGCAUUUUUCAAAGGAAAAAAAAUGAAUGCUAGUAAAUUUGAGGAUAUUUUUGAUGAAAUGUAUAACUUACCUUGUGUAACAUUUACCUUUAGAUAAUAAUUGCGAUAACACUUUGACCAACAAAAUGGGUGAUAUUGCAAUGCAGUUAAAAUUGACUCGCAAAGGUCAGCUAAAAUAUAGUUCAGGUUCUUGGAACCCUGUUGAAUGGCGUGAGAGUAGACCACAACCUAGUAUCAAAAUUCCACCUUUCGCUAUCCAGAGAAGAUCAAAAGUAUUGCAUGGAAGUAAUGAACAAGAAAGUUUGAAACAUCAAAAUUACAAGGAUUAUUUCUCCCCCGAAAGAAGAGAAGUUAAAUCACAGCAUGUUGUAAAACCUCGGAUAAAGAAAACAGAAAAACAUAAAUCAAGACUUCAGCCUAAUGUUAGCGUACUAUCGUGCAGUGAUGACGAUGGAAAGACACGUGAUCUUGACAAGGAGUACGAUGAAAUGUUAAAACGCAUGUCAGAAAUGCGAAUGCGCAACAUGGAACAAAAACUUAAAACGUUCGAUCGGGAACACUCAGUGCGAUUAGAAAAUAUCGAUAAAGACAUGGUACAAAAACAAACAGUUCAAACGAAUUCCCUUCUAGUUGAACAGAGCAUGCAGCCGACUGACGAAAUAGAACACUACGAAGCCUUGAACCAACGCAAGAAUGCAAAUGUCGUUCAAAACAUUCAAAACGUUGAUCGAAAAUUGCAAGGCAUUCAAAUCCAAGCGAAAGAGCACGAAGAACGGAAGAGAGAACGGACGCAGAAAGUCAAAUCUUUGACUCAGUAUAUCGAGCCGAUUAAUAAAAUUACAGCGAGAGUUAAAGGAAUUGUAAACGAGUUCAAAACUGCAAAUUUGACGUUACCGCAGAAUUUCACUCUGUUGCUCGGCCAGGUCUCGAAAGAAUACAAUGAAUGUAUGACUGUGUUCUCGAAAGCGCUCAACAAAGAUCGAAGUGAAAAUUUAGACGCUUGUAUUCAACAUGUAAAUGGAAAAUAUAAAACUUUGGAGAAUCUAUUAAAAGCUUGUGAGAAGCAGAGCGUUGAGCUGAAGGAGAAAGUUGCCGCGGAAGAAAAAGCAAAAAAGGAAGCUGCUGAAAAGGCGAAGCAAACAACAGCCCUAGCUACGACGCCUGGAGCAGUCGCAAGCACUGGAGCCGCUGCAAGCGCAGCAUCUGCAAGUUCCAGCCAAGUACUUACGCUACCGAAAAAUCUGUCAAUAGCAACCGCUGCACCCGAGUUAGCAUCCUUAGAACCAACACUUCGAGCAGUUCUAAGUAUGUGUUGUCCCAAACCUGCUUUUUUGGAAUACCUUCGUUUGAAGAAACUCCUUGCAGACGUGGAAAAGCAACAUGAACCGCUAAAUAAAUCAACAGAAAAAGCAAAAAAGACUUAUAAGUUUGAUUUAUACAAGGUUGUCAAUACUACUAUAAAUGCAGUAUCAGAUGAAAGCCCAAAGCAUUUGCUGGAUAAAAUUAUAAAGAUGAACAUGUUAUUGACUGGAAAAGAUAUCGAAACAUCAGGAAAGAAUGUCAACACAAGAGGUAGCAAUGAAGCCUUGCUACUUUGUAGCGACCUACUUGCCAAAAAGCUGGUGUUGCAAGGUGAAUCUCAAGUAUCGUCGUCUUUUAAGACGGCCUUUCCCAUCGCUGCGUUCACGGUUGGAGUUUGGACUUUAUUUCCUGACGUUGGUGACCUACUUCUUGCCCAUUUCUUUUCUAAAUGCCCAUACCUUGUCCCAUUCUACCAUCCCAAAAGCAAAAAUAUGUCGACUGUGGAAUACUGCAAACUGGUUGGCUAUGAAGUAAACGGCCAGGAAGUGGAAUCAGAAGAUAAAUAUUUGAAAAAGAUGUCGGGUAUUGUGCGUUUGUACGCCGCUAUUCUGCAAACCGACGUUCCUUCUCAACUUGGUAAUAGAAACCACCCUCACGGUUUACAAUAUGGUUGGACCUGGUUUACACGAAUGCUGAAUCUUGAACCCAGACCGUCCGUCACUGCGACGAUUUUGUUUGAUUUUCUGGAAGUUGCCGGGCAUGCUAUGUUGAAGAGGUAUGGGAAACAGUUUAAAAAACUUUUGCUGAUUCUUUGUCAGGAAUAUUUACCAAAGAUAAUGGACGUGACGCCGGCUAACUCAAAAGCUACCGUGAUAAGGUUGAAAAUGUUUUUGGACACUUGUAUCAAGGAAGGUCGUAUAAAAGAACCGGAAGGCCGUAUAAGCGCUCAGUGGUGGUCAACGUGAUCUUAUUUUCGAUGCCGGUACAUUGUUGUGUUUUCGAUAGCGGUGAAUUCUGUGUUUUGUUGUGUUUUUAGUGCUGAUAAAUUGUUGUGUUUUCGAUGCUGGUACAAUGUUUUCAAUGCUAGUGCAUUAUUGUGUUUUGUCUUAAAAAACAAUGACAUUGCUAAUAUGAAUUGAUUAAAUUUAUUCGUCCUGAAAAAAACUGUUUCCUACUUUAAAAA